AUGUCUGAAGCAUCCGCGCCACCACCAGCGGCCGCUGCGCCACCAGAACAGCAACACCACAACCCGCACCAAACGCUACCUCAGGUGGCCAUGAGCACCAGCGGCGCCAGCAAUACCAGCGACGGCUCCUCCCGUCUUGCCACCACCACCUCAUCAUCCGCCGCCGCCUCCACGUCCACUCCCUCCGGCAGCCGCGCCGCGCCCGCGACCGCCCUGAACGCAGCCCCGCGCACCCAACCGCCGCCGCCACCCCUCAUCCAUCAACAGCAGCAGCAGUCGCCGCCGCCACUGCUCGAGACGCUGCCGUCGGUGGAGACGCAGCGGCACAUCGCCGAGGCGCGCGCCGCCGUAGUCGCCUCCAUCGGCAACAUGCUCGACGCGGAGCUGCAGGGGCGCGCGGCCGAGGGGUCGUCGUGGGAGGGGAGCGAGUGCAGCUGCAGCGACUGCGGGCGCACGCUCGGGGAGGAGGAUGAGAUGGAUGUGGACGGGGAUGGGCAUGGGCAUGGAGCUGGAAAGCAAGAGGCAGCGGUGGUGGACAAGGGGAAGAAGGGGCACGAAGCUGAGGGGGGCGUGGUGAUGGACGGGCUGGAGACCAUGUCGGAGACGAGCCGCAGCUUGUGUGAUGGAGAGUCGAGCACGACGACCGGCACCGGCAAGACCAAGAACUCGGAGACGGAGUCGCUUUCGACCACAUGUUGA
Molecule: messenger RNA, 699 nt
Organism: Cordyceps fumosorosea ARSEF 2679
Lineage: Eukaryota; Fungi; Ascomycota; Sordariomycetes; Hypocreales; Cordycipitaceae
Exons: 1
Coding region: 1-699 (232 amino acids)
Source: RefSeq, a predicted model, not a curated record